This is a messenger RNA of Clarias gariepinus (North African catfish), 2948 nucleotides long. It is a transcript of the gene sox10, whose product is annotated as SRY-box transcription factor 10. The coding region runs from base 397 to 1803 and encodes 468 amino acids. Lineage: Eukaryota; Metazoa; Chordata; Actinopteri; Siluriformes; Clariidae. Gene Ontology annotation, cellular component: nucleus. Gene Ontology annotation, biological process: enteric nervous system development; peripheral nervous system development; neural crest cell migration. The record is from RefSeq and is a predicted model, not a curated record. Gene Ontology annotation, molecular function: RNA polymerase II cis-regulatory region sequence-specific DNA binding; DNA-binding transcription factor activity, RNA polymerase II-specific. The transcript has 4 exons.
UCCCGGACAGCCGCAGGAGCGCGAGAGGCUCAGAGAGAGAGAGAGAGUGUGUGUGUUCGUGUUUGUAUGUGUGUGUGAGAGAGAGAACGAGUGUGUGUGUGUGUGUGUGAGCGGAGAAUAGCACACACAGUCGCACACACGCGCGCACACGCCGUGAUUCCGGUCCCUCACACAGUGAGUGUGAGGUGGCUGCUGCAUGAACUGACCUUUACACCAGGAGAACCGCAUCAGGAACCUGGAUGGACACAUCUUCUUAAUUCUUCACCAGACUACAAAGACAGAUAAAAUAUUUACUUGCAGAAGACUUUCCUCUAGAGGUCAAAGGUCAGAGAGUGAGAUCUAUUUAUCAUUGUGGUGGAAAGAGUCGGAUCACAGAUUACGUGCUGAGUGCAGAAGAUGUCGGCAGAAGAGCAGAGUCUGUCGGAGGUGGAGUUGAGUCCCGGGGUGUCGGACGAGGGUGGCUCCGUGUCUCCAGGGCGGGUGGGUCACCCAGGAGACUCUCAGCUAGUGUCUGGAGGUGGGGCAGAUGAGGAUGGAACAGGACUGUCCCAUGGAAGAGUCUCGGUCAAAUCAGACGACGAGGACGAGCGCUUCCCCAUAGGCAUCCGAGAGGCGGUCAGUCAGGUGCUGAACGGGUACGACUGGACGCUAGUGCCCAUGCCGGUGCGCGUCAACACUGGCAGCAAGAGCAAGCCGCAUGUCAAGAGGCCCAUGAACGCCUUCAUGGUGUGGGCUCAGGCCGCGCGCCGCAAACUCGCCGACCAGUACCCUCACCUACACAACGCUGAGCUCAGCAAGACACUCGGCAAACUCUGGAGGCUCCUGAAUGAAAAUGAUAAGCGACCAUUCAUCGAGGAGGCGGAGCGUCUGAGGAAGCAGCACAAGAAGGACUACCCAGAGUAUAAAUAUCAGCCCAGGAGACGGAAGAACGGGAAACCGGGGUCCAGCACAGACAGCGACGCCCACUCUGAAGGUGAUGUCACUCACAGCCAAUCACAUUACAAGAGCCUCCACCUGGAGGCGGGGCAUGGUGCUGGGGCGGGGUCUCCUCUCUCUGAUGGACACCACACACACCCUGCAGGUUCCACCCACAGCCCCCCGACUCCACCCACUACUCCCAAAACAGAGCUCCAGGGGGGUAAAUCAGGAGAGGGGAAGAGAGACGGUGGUGCCAGAGGGCUGGGAGUGGGGGCAGAUGGAAGCUCUGCUUCUUCAUCCUCUUCUUCUUCCUCCAAACCGCACCUGGAUUUCGUGAACGUGGACAUCGGAGAGAUCAGCCACGAGGUGAUGGCCAACAUGGAGCCAUUUGAUGUCAAUGAAUUUGACCAAUACCUGCCCCCUAACGGGCACCACCCAUCAGCCUCAGGCUCCGCCUCCUGUCCCGCCCCAUCUCCUUCUCCUUACUCCUACUGGCUGUCAAAACAGCAGCUCAGCUCGGAUGGGGGGAAACCGCAGAUCAAAAGCGAGACGCAUUUCUCUGGUAAUGCUGAUGCUUCGGUGGGCGGGGCUUCCACAUCAGGGGGUGGAGCAUCUGCUCAUGUCACAUACACACCUCUCAGCCUGCCGCAUUAUGGCUCUGCGUUCCCCUCCUUGGCCUCCAGGGCAGCGCCAUUCGCUGAAUACGGGGAUCACCAAGCAUCCGGAUCAUAUUACACACACUCGGGCCAGUCGGGCCUUUACUCCGCCUUCUCCUAUAUGAGCUCCGCCCAGAGGCCCAUUUACACUGCUAUCACUGACCCCGCCCCUGGGAAUAGCCCCACCCACUGGGAACAGCCUGUGUACACCACGCUGACCCGGCCGUAACACAAACACACACAAAGAAAUACAAGAAAACAAAAGACAUAAUGACGUCAAUGAUGAUGAUGAAAAUAAGAAGAAGGAUUUUUAUUGCCAACACACAUCACACCUUUAAUGGGGAAUGAGAUGUGACACUCCACUAACAACACACACACACACACACUCACACACACACACACACACACACACGGAGAGAGCAAAGAAUUAAACUGAUGAUGAUGAUAAUAAUGAGAAACGAGAGAACAAAUAGAACAUGUAGUGUACACACACACACACACACACACACACUCACACACACACUCACACACAAUUUGUUACAUUUUUCAUUGUUCAUUUUAAAUGGAUUUUAAGCGGAAGAACGUUUUUACCUGCACAUUUACAACAUCCAACUUUAUUAUUAUUAUUAUUAUUAAGAAUUAAUAAUUCUUUCCUAUUAACCAAAACAAGGCCAUUCUCUUAGUUGUUGUUGUUGUUGUUGUUAUAAUCCUUGACUGUUGAUGGUUUGCGUCAUCAUGACCGCCACUGAACUGCUGAUGAGCUGAAUGUGUGUGUGUGUGUGUGUGUGUGUAUUUUACUGUUAUUUUACUGUUAGCGUAACGGAUAACAACACUGUAAGAGUUUUUCCUCGUUGUUUUAUUGCGGAUGUGGAGCGCCAGGCCCGAGUCCUACAGCACACUGAAACUCAUUUAGAAGUUUCUGUGACUUUUUUUUAAGUGUGUAAAUGAAAAUUUCUUUCAUAAAUGAACAGAACUCAUAGUGGGUGGAGCUUGUAUACAAUGGGUGGGGCUUGUACACGGUGGGCGGAGCUCCCACCCACACACACGACGUGCCUUCCUCUACUCUGACUAUGAACAUUUAAAGACUCAGUCCAUGGACACACUCUUAACAUUUUCACUCUCCUUUUAUUUCUUUUCUAAUUUUAACUUUAAUGUUAAGUCGUCUAUAUUUAGUAGGGUUAUAUAUAAUAAUAAUAAAAAUAUACAAAAAUAUCCAGAGUGUUAGAGAAUCUACACCCAGUAGGUGGAGCUUGUUUUAUUUAUAUCUUUGUUUUUAUUUCCUUUUAAGUGACUUUUUGUGUUGUUUUGUGUACAAGUUUUUUGUUAAUGUGUUCCAGUAGAGACUAACGACACACGUACUAAAUAAAACUCAGU